AUGCAGACACUGUCCCAAGACCUGCCUCAGUUUGACAACAGGCAGCUGCCGGUCCCGUCCCGCUUGUGUGUUCCCAGUAGGACGUCCGAGGGUGCACUGGUCAUCAAACGGACGACGCAGUGGGUAAACAAAGCUACUGUGAUCUGCACGGGGUCUGGGGGACUCCUGCUGGGACGUCUGGAGUGGGGCAGAGAGAGGGGGGAUCGAGAGGACUUAGCCACAAGUGCCCAGAACAUACAAAGGCUAAUCUUUUACACGCUGGAAGAAUGUCCUCACUCACGGAAACCCAACCUGCCCCUGAUCCUUCCCAGCGUCGCACUUCCUGCCUGUGCGGCCCUUCACUGUGACAAAAGCGUAUAG
This is a messenger RNA of Knipowitschia caucasica, 360 nucleotides long. NCBI's taxonomy places the organism in Eukaryota, Metazoa, Chordata, Actinopteri, Gobiiformes, Gobiidae. The record is from the annotation of a GenBank genome assembly.